Molecule: messenger RNA, 421 nt
Organism: Cetraspora pellucida
Lineage: Eukaryota; Fungi; Glomeromycota; Glomeromycetes; Diversisporales; Gigasporaceae
Source: the annotation of a GenBank genome assembly
AUGCUGUCACACAUAUAUAAAUCAUCUGAAGAAUUGAAAGCACAUUAUGGCCAAUGUUUUGACAUUGAACGUUCUUCUCAGUUAUAUGUGUCUCAGGACCAAACAACAAAGGUCAGGAUAUUAUUAUUGAAGUUUGUGGAUAUAAAGGCGUUAUCCAAUACAAAGCUUGCUCGUAAAGAAGUUAAUGAAUUUAGAUCGGUGGUAGGGAAUGACAGAUUUGAUUUUGGAGUUGUAGUUGGAGUUUUGAAAGAAAAAAUUUCGGAUGAAGCUUAUAUCUCGGCUGAAAAAUCAGAACAUGAUAUUAUUAACUUAAUCGCUAGUCGAUUAAGUCAAGAAUUUCAUGCCUUAGAAGAUAAACAUAGAUUCUUAGAAGAUAGACGUAGAUUUUUAGAAGAUAGACUUAGAUUAUUAGAAAAUAGAU